UGAAUUCAAGACUAUUUAUUCAAUUGAAGUCCAGGCCUACUGUAUUUUCUCGUCAGACGUCUUGGUUACCACGCCUAGAUACUAUCUUCCCUUGUAGGACUAACACACACACGACUGCCAGAGCUAAACUCCCUAUACCAUCUCCUCUGACAUCACGACAAUCGCAUAACAUGGCAGACGAUGCACCCGGCGGAGGAAGUCCCCUGCCCAAUCCCGGCGUCGGUCUCGGGUCAGUCGAGAAAUACCCCAAAGAACUUGCAUGGCAAACCCGGCCUCCGUAUCGCGUCGUCUCGCGCGACGAGUUUGGUGAAGUGAAAUGGAAAGGUGGAUGCCACUGCGGCCGGGUCACCUACGAGGUGAACAGGGAGCAACCGUUGAAGGCCAAAUAUUGCCAUUGCCGGGGAUGUCAAGUGGUGCAUGGUGCACCCUUUCAGUGGGCUGCCAUCUUCCAGAAAUCCGACAUCUCGUUCAUCAAUGGGGCAGAUGGCCUCGCAUUCUAUGCCUCUGAUCGCAAGACGACCAAGUACGAGCUUCCCACCAAAGUGUCGUGUGCGUACUGUCGGACCCCGAUCAUGGACGAGGGAAGGAACAUGUGCCUUCUCUUCCCCGGGACGAUCCACUUUGGUGAUUCGCAGGAGGAGCAAGACGCAUGGAUGAAAGCGUUUGAAAUAAGUUGCCAUAUAUUUUACAGCCAGCGGUCUCUCAAUAUCCUCGACGGCAAGCAAAAGUGGUCAGGAAUGGAUGAGAAUAGCGACCUUGUCGACGACUAUGGGAAGAAGGUAUGAUACUCACACUUGAGUAGUCAUACAGGCACGAAGGAUAUUUAUCAUGUAACAAAAUUGUUGGGAUUGAACUCAUGGGCAUAGUUUGUGAGGGCAUAUGUAUUAUUAAAUCAAGCAUUGAUAUCAAGGACAGACUGGGCAAUUGCAGAAGCUAUUAAUCACAUAUAA
This is a messenger RNA of Aspergillus campestris IBT 28561, 950 nucleotides long. RefSeq names its product GFA family protein. Gene Ontology annotation, molecular function: carbon-sulfur lyase activity. NCBI's taxonomy places the organism in Eukaryota, Fungi, Ascomycota, Eurotiomycetes, Eurotiales, Aspergillaceae. The transcript has 3 exons. The coding region runs from base 171 to 785 and encodes 204 amino acids. The record is from RefSeq and is a predicted model, not a curated record.